Molecule: messenger RNA, 3051 nt
Organism: Lingula anatina
Lineage: Eukaryota; Metazoa; Brachiopoda; Lingulata; Lingulida; Lingulidae
Product: delphilin
Molecular function (GO): protein binding
Source: RefSeq, a predicted model, not a curated record
CAUAUUUUGAAGCUUCUCCAUGGAAGAUAAACCAUCAAGUGUCUCCUCAAAGACCUUGUACUCCAAAAACACUGACCAUGCACUCAGUGUACUUUAAAAUGCACUGGCUGUUUAAUGUGAGAACUUGAAAAACAAAACAUCAAAAUGCCUUCAAACUCACACAACAGACGUUGGCCUGAGACAUAUGGCUUUUCAAUCUAUGGCCAUGCUCCUUGCUAUGUGGUAUGGGUCGAACGAGGCAGCAUUGCCCACAGUGCAGGAGUCAUGGCAGGAGAUCAGAUCCUGGAGCUCGAUUCCCAUGAUGUCUCUAACCUUUCCACCGAGGCCUUGAAAACACUUGCCAAGCACAGUCGAACUUCACCCCCUGCCCUGGGAGUGGUGUCAUGUGUGCAGUAUGUUGAACUAAAUGCUUCACGUCGCUAUGGAUAUGGCCUUAGUCUACGUGGUUCUCUGCCAGUUGUGGUGGCCUCUGUGGAGGCUGGGGGACCGGCUCACCAGGCAGGGGUCAGAGAAGGUGAUAUAGUUCUUGAAGUAAAUGGAAGAAAGAUCCGCAACUUCAAUGUGGUCAAGCCCCUCCUGGAUGCCCAGUUGAAUAAGCUCACUUUGGCUAUCAUUCCUAUCAACAGGCAGACAAGCACUAUGGAGACCAAGAUGAAAUCUCAGGGAAGUAGAGUACAGAAGGCAAAAGAACUAUUUGGAAAGAUGAAUGAUGUUCUGGGCAAUGAUUAUGAGAAGAAGAUGGCAGUUGUUGGUGUCCUGAAACAAUAUGCUGAAGAUAGACAGGUUGACAAAUUUGCCAGAGCACUAGCCAUACUUCUGAAAACUGCUCAUCACAGGAAACUCCUCAGAGAUAUUAGGCUAUUUGUCCCACUGAAGCACAGAGUACGGUUUGAUCAGCUACUGGAACAUGAUCCUCAGAUGUCUGACUGUGACACAAGUGAUGUAUCUAGUCACCCAGACUCUCCCAGAUCUCCAACAUUUAGGACAGAAUCAAGACAUAUUAGAAUACAGCGUCCUGAAGAUGGUAGCUUUGGCUUUAUUCUCCGCGGUCACAACCCUGUACAUGUGGAGUCUAUAGACCCCGGGGGCCCUGCAGACCAGGCAGGACUGGUCCAUGGGGACUGUAUACUGAAACUCAAUGGCCUGGAUGUCAGACAUUGUAGCCAUAGUCACUUAGUGCGUUUACUACAGGGCAGUGGAAGUUUUCCCACACUGGAAGUUCUGCAUCAGUUUGACCAGAAUGGAUUCUCCACAGUGCGCCCUAUGUCUGACCAGUCUUCCACGUCCAGUCAGACAUCCUCAGGGUGGCUGACAGAGGCUAGCCAAGUGGUGGACAGGGAGGGGAAGAAUUUUAAACAAAAAGUUGAAUUUUUGCUCACUGGAAAAGAGAAGUCUUCUUUGAAAAAAGCACUGUCUAGAUACAACCAAACAAAAAACAUCAAACAGUUUGUGAAGGAGAUGUCUUCUUUACUGGACACUCCAUCCAAGAGAACGCUGUGGGUGUUUGUGAUCCCCAUCAUGUCCAAGGCACACCAAGACUACUGUAUCAAGCAGAUAGAUGUCCCUAGGCAUUUGUUGAUGGAUGUUGUGCAACAAAGUAGUAGUAGUAGCCGUGUCUCUGGCAGCAAACCUAACAUGGUUUCCUUCAUAGAUGCUCUGGAUGGGGAAGACGAUAGCCCUCCACCACCACCUCAACAACAAACCAAUGUUAAAAAGCCUUUUUUAGGAAUUGGUCCCAGCCACAGUCCAGUUCCUCCUGACUGGGGUUGGGGUAGUGCCGACAUGAAUCAGAACGCCACACUGGGCUCUUUUAAACAGCAGCUAGACUACCUGCUGACAUCCAGGGAAAGGUCUCUGUUGAAGAAAGCUUUACAGAUAUAUGCAGAAAAGAGGAACAUCUACCACCUGAUGGAAGAUGUGUGUGCCAUUCUGGACACUCCAUCCAAACAGGCCUUGUGGUACUCCAUAUUGCCUUUGCUAUCAGAAACACAUCAGGAAGUUUGUAGAAAAGAACUCAACAUUCCCACACCAGACCAACCAAGUCCACGAGGGGAAGACCUAAAUUAUAUGUCAGACAGUAGUGCAUCAUCUGGUGUCCCCAGGGGCUUCACUCCAAUGGACAGCUAUAUAGGAGAGAUUACACUCCCUGCUGCCCCCAAGGAGGGAGAUGUCACUUUUUAUAACCAGGGUGAUGAAUUUAAUUUUGUGGGUGAAGCAGCAAAUUUAUUGAAAUCACCACGUGAGAUGACUGAUUCCUCAGAGUGGGACAGCGACUCGGUAGUCCCGCCACUCCAGCCACGUCACCACAGACCCAGUUCACCAACUCGCAGACUCUCUUCUCGUGGAAGCUACGAUGUAGAAAGAAGAUCAAAAUCAAAGAUGAAUGGCUACUCUGGACCUGUGAAGACCUCUAGCUACAGGAUGACACAAGAUGGCCUCUCUGUGGGGGUCCAGGUGGACAGUACUGACUUUGCCCAGGAGAGAGAAUACACUUCACAUAAAGGUCACAAAAAGACUCCUCGUGUGAAGAUAGUUAAGGACACUGAGUGCCAAACAGGUCACGUGUCAAGGUUAUCCUAUGGUUUUGAAGACCAAGAACUGACCCUUGACCCCGAGGACAAGGCACUGCAUAAAGUAGCCAACAAGGGCAAAGCUCAGAUACAGCAACAUGGCGGCCUACCAAUUCGACAUGGCUAUGAAAUUAUACCCACUUCAAAACAGAAUGGCCAUAAUGAUAAUCAUGAUAAUUCUGGGCAUGAGCACUCUGGAUAUAAUGAUAACCCAACAAGUAAAGGCGGAGGGCACAGAAGAAGGAACAUGGGUGGUGGUGAGGCUGGGAGAAGGAUGGAUCCUUUUUUAGAGGUAGAUUAUGAAAGCGAUGAGACUUUGACCAACGGGAAAUCUGGCAAAGGUCUUCGCUCUCAGGAUUCCUUCAACUCCAAGGCUAUGCAUGCAUUGAAGGCAUUGGAUGAUGUGGUAGCCAAUGAAAUCUCAGACAUUGAUACAUUGUCAUUGGCACCAAGUGUGCCCCCCNGAUGUGGUAGCCAAUGA